AUGGCGGAACGAAUAACUCCAGAAGAUCAAGCAAGGGUCUUGGAAGCUGAAAGCAGUUCCGUGGAAUGUGUACGAGAGACAUGUUUCAUGCUGAGAGAGUAUUUGAAGCUGAAGAUCUUUAUGUUUGCUGCUGCAUGUCUACAGCCAAACAGAUACUUUAAUGGUGACGAUCUUUAUUUAGGUAGUAUAUAUUUCUCAAGUUCAGAUGGAAAUCUCCAAUUCGGAUCUUUGGACGUUUAUGAAAUACAGACAGGAGGCGGCAAAGUAAUACUUCCGGGAGUGUCGUUUCACAGGGACCUUUCGCCACAGUCAAUUUCUAUCAGACAAUUUGGACCAACUAGUUUCCAUCCUUUUCCAAACCGAACAGACUAUAUAAAUAUCCACCAAUUUCAAACCACCUUUCAAGAAGUAUUUCGGCGUGAGUACCUGAACUCCGAAGUCGAUCGAGACGUUACUAGUAAUGAUGCACGAUUUAACGUUGUAGGAUCGACUUCAAUGGACCGCAGAACGUACAAUGAUGCAAGAUAUCGGAGAAUGACCAUGUGUGAAUUGUCAGCUGUCGUACAAUCACGACUCAAUCCGUGCUCUCCUGACAUGAAAGAUAUCGAACAGCGCCUGAGAUCAUUCAUUGGAUUGGGACUGAAUGCAGAACUGAGUGCUGACCAAGCUAGAGCGGGUUUCUUUGCCACAGGACACGGCGAUCAGGCGGAAUGCUAUCAUUGUGGCCUCCGUCUGUACGUUUGGGACGAGACUCCUAUUGUGAUGCACGUGAGAUGGGCCCCUAGAUGCAGAUAUCUUCGUGAUAACUACUCACCUGAUUUUAUCAAUGACAUACUCUUCAAUCGAAAAUAG
Messenger RNA from Ylistrum balloti, 852 nucleotides. RefSeq lists its product as uncharacterized. Gene Ontology annotation, biological process: regulation of cell cycle. Gene Ontology annotation, cellular component: cytoplasm; nucleus; spindle microtubule. Lineage: Eukaryota; Metazoa; Mollusca; Bivalvia; Pectinida; Pectinidae. The record is from RefSeq and is a predicted model, not a curated record. The transcript has 3 exons. Bases 1 to 852 code for a protein of 283 amino acids.